This is a messenger RNA of Polypterus senegalus (gray bichir), 2546 nucleotides long. It is a transcript of the gene riox1, whose product is annotated as ribosomal oxygenase 1. The record is from RefSeq and is a predicted model, not a curated record. Lineage: Eukaryota; Metazoa; Chordata; Cladistia; Polypteriformes; Polypteridae. Gene Ontology annotation, cellular component: nucleolus. The coding region runs from base 491 to 2221 and encodes 576 amino acids. Gene Ontology annotation, molecular function: histone H3K36 demethylase activity; histone H3K4 demethylase activity. The transcript is spliced from 15 exons.
AGCUUAUGGGACAAAAGUGAUUUAAAGUAGAAGGUAAUGGAGCUACAAGCAGGAAAUGCAGCCAAAACUAGGAGGGUGCUACAGAAGAAAACGCGUAUUUGAGUAAACUGCAGACAUCGCAAGACACCAACGUAGAGAGUUUAAAAGGGCAAAAAUUGUUUUGUUUUUGCUUCCGCAUGGCAUGUGUCUCAGCAGUUUUAUGGACGUAUAAAAGUCAUUUCAGAAUGUUUCAGUUGUAUAUCUGGAAAUCGGACACAGGUUGCAUUCAAGGACAAUAUAAUCAGUUCGAGAAAAAUUAAAAUCGGAACUAUAUGGAAAUAAUAUAAUCAAUGUUAGAUGUACUUUUUGAAAGCAACGCCACGGCUAAUUAGAAUGACGUCUUGUAUUACGCAGGCGUGAAUCGAACUAGGUGCAUUACCUCAUCUCGUAAGGACGGAAGCGGAAGUAAAACUGAGAAACUGUUGACUUUAGUUGCACGUGCAAAAAAAAUAUGGAGAAACGCCGCGCGUCUGCUUAUGAAAUCUACAAAACCUAUAAAAGAUGCCAGGAAGAAUGUAUUGGAGAAAACAAACCUGCAGACUGCAGCCCAGUCCAGAAGCGCAAACGGAUUAGAAUUAAAAAAAAAGUCACUUUUCACGAUGAUGUGCAAAUUUACAUACAAAGUCCUAAGAAGGAAGCUCCAGAUCAUGAAUGUUUGAACCCUGCCACAAAAAAUCAUGAGGCAAACUGGUUAACCAACAGAGAGAAGAUUUUAAAGCCAAAGAAAAGCAUACAGAGGAAAAGCAAUGAAAGAUCACCCUUUAAAAAGAAUUUGGCAAGUCUCCAAUUGCCUUUUGUGGGACCAUCAUUGGAGUCAAUACUUGAAGGAAUUGGAAAGAUAGCAGACAGCCAAGCGAGGGCUGAUAAACUCUUUGAGUGGUUAAUUUUGCCUGUUUCGCCAAGCAUAUUUUUCAGUGAUAUUUGGGAAACAAAACCAGUUUUAAUCACAAGAUGCAAUUCUGGCUAUUACAAAGGGUUAUUUUCAACAGAAGUGUUUCAUCAGAUUUUGAAAGAGAAUGAUGUCCAGUAUGGCGUUAAUCUUGAUGUGACAAGCUACACCAAUGGACAGCGACAGACUCAUAAUCCUCCUGGAAGAGCCCUGCCUUUUAGUGUAUGGAAUUACUUCAAGAAUGGCUGCUCUCUACGUUUGCUUAAUCCCCAGGCUUUUUCUGUUACCGUAUGGAAUGUCCUUUCCAUUUUGCAGGAGCUUUUUGGAAGCAUGGCUGGUGCCAAUGUAUACCUUACUCCUGCUGGGACACAAGGCUUUGCUCCACAUUAUGAUGAUAUUGAAGCUUUUAUCAUUCAGUUAGAAGGCAAAAAACACUGGCGAGUCUACCAGCCAAGGAUGGCGGAUGAAGUCCUACCUCAAUUUUCAAGUCCUAACUUCAGCCAAGAGGAUCUAGGACAGCCAAUAUUGGAAGUCGUUGUUGAAGCUGGAGAUUUACUCUAUUUCCCUCGUGGAUAUAUACAUCAAGGAGACUGCUUGCCGGAUACACACUCACUGCAUAUUACCAUUUCAUCAUAUCAGAAAAACAGCUGGGGAAGUCUGCUUGAAAAGCUUCUUCCAGCUGCCCUGCAAAUAGCUGUGGAAGAGGAUGUGGAAUUCAGAGAAGGAUUACCAUUAGACUAUUUCAGUUAUAUGGGAGUGCAGAAUUCGGAAAAGGCUGACCCUAGGAGACAAACAUUUAUUGAGAAAGUUCAACGACUAAUCAGAAAGCUAUCAGAUUUUUGUCCUUUUGAUGCUGCUGUAGAUCAAAAAGCCAAAGACUAUCUUCAUGAUUGUCUUCCCCCGGUGCUUACUGAAGAGGAGAAAGCCACUAGUGUUUUUGGUGCCUCUACAAGGUGGGAAAAUGGGCAUGUGAAAGAUUUGGCUUUGCGUUUUAAAGGAAAAACUAAAAUUAGACUACUGCGACGAGGUAUAGCCAGACUCUUCAGUGAAGGAGAAAAUAUUGUUCUGUAUUAUUCAUUGGACAAUUCCAGAGUCUACCACAAAGAGGAGCCAAAGUCAUUUGAAGUGAAUUCUGAGCAUUGUGACAGCAUUGAAUUUUUGAUAAAUUCUUACCCCAGCUUUGUUACUGUGGAGAGUCUUCCAUGUGAAAAACUUGUUGAGAAGAUUUCAGUUGCUAAGCUGUUAUUUGAAAAAGGCCUGCUUGUAACAGAGGAACCUUGUGUAUGUGAGUGAACAAGGAUUGGAAAAGUUCAUCAAGUGACUGUCAGCUGUUUUUUCACAUGCACGAUUUUUCUGUUUUCUCAUUGCAUUCUUCACAAUAUAAUGGUUUCAUAUUACUGUUUAUAUAAUCGAGUUUCUAAAGAAAAAAAGUCAUUGUAACAUUUACAUUAUGUGAGUGAACAUGGAUUGGAACAGUUAAUCAGGCGACUAUUGUUAGCUGUUUUUCACAUGCACGAGUUCUUGUAAGUUUUCCAUUCUUCACAAUGCAGUGGUUUCAUAAUACUGUUUAUAUAAUCGAGUUACUAAAAAAAAAAGUAAUUGUAAAAUUUACAUUAUG